Pseudozyma hubeiensis SY62 is the source of this 345-nucleotide messenger RNA. Its product is annotated as DNA replication ATP-dependent helicase dna2. The transcript has a single exon. The coding region runs from base 1 to 345 and encodes 114 amino acids. The record is from RefSeq and is a predicted model, not a curated record. Lineage: Eukaryota; Fungi; Basidiomycota; Ustilaginomycetes; Ustilaginales; Ustilaginaceae.
AUGAGGCGAACUGUCCACUCUGAUCGAUCCUCAUCUGAGGAAUUCGCGAGCGUGUCAGACCAGAUUCGCAUCGCGGAACUUCAUUCGAGCCAGCGUAAAGGACUCGAUCUAGGCCGGUGUUCCCGCGACACAACCAGCUCUUUCGGAUCUGGAAUCACCACGAUGGUGGGUAGCCUGAUCGAGACUCUGCACGACCGAAAUUGCGGCUGCUCGGGAUUUCCGAUCCGGGUUGAGCGCUCGAUGCUGGGCAGCGACACUCUACUCCUCUCAAAUCCCAAUAUGGCUGCGCACAAAGUCGGACACCUGAAUUUCCUCCUGCAGAGCUCUCGGUUUGCUCUUGACUGA